Messenger RNA from Gossypium raimondii (Peruvian cotton), 603 nucleotides. RefSeq names its product PRA1 family protein F3. The coding region runs from base 1 to 603 and encodes 200 amino acids. Gene Ontology annotation, cellular component: Golgi apparatus; endoplasmic reticulum. Lineage: Eukaryota; Viridiplantae; Streptophyta; Magnoliopsida; Malvales; Malvaceae. The record is from RefSeq and is a predicted model, not a curated record. The transcript has a single exon. Gene Ontology annotation, biological process: vesicle-mediated transport.
AUGACCACAUACGGAACAAUUCCGGCCGAGUUGCCGCCAUCAACGAACUUCAUUUCCCGAGCUAAAGAGCAGAUCCGAUCUGGCCUUGGGACUCGAAGACAAUGGAAGGAGAUGGCGAAUUUCAAAUCCAUAAACCUCCCUUCAAAUAUAAACGAAUCCACACAAAGAAUCAGAACCAAUGCGGCGUAUUUUCGUGUGAAUUACAUGAUCAUCGUGUUGUUCGUCCUCUUCAUUACCUUGCUUUGGCACCCCGUAUCGCUCAUAGUCUUCAUCAUCAUGAUGGCUGCGUGGUUGUUCCUUUAUUUCCUACGUGACGACCCGGUAUCGAUCAAAGGGUUCGUCAUCGACGACCGGGUCGUGAUGACGGGGCUGUUGGUCGCCACCAUUGCAUUGCUUAUGUUAACCGACGUGACGGAUAAUAUCAUCGUUGGCCUUUCGGUUGGAUUGGCUGUCAUUUUGGUACAUGGGAUGACGAGAAGUACUGAUGAUUUGUUCAUUCGAGAUGAAGAAGUGAUACAAUCGCCCGCCCCGGUGUCGGUGUGCAUCGCCAAAGAAUCGGUGCCGUUAAAGAACACGGCGUCCUCUUCUUAUUCUUUGUCCUAA